Molecule: messenger RNA, 1074 nt
Organism: Tetrapisispora phaffii CBS 4417
Lineage: Eukaryota; Fungi; Ascomycota; Saccharomycetes; Saccharomycetales; Saccharomycetaceae
Gene: CHA1
Product: L-serine/L-threonine ammonia-lyase CHA1
Exons: 1
Coding region: 1-1074 (357 amino acids)
Biological process (GO): L-threonine catabolic process; L-serine catabolic process
Molecular function (GO): threonine deaminase activity; pyridoxal phosphate binding; L-serine ammonia-lyase activity
Source: RefSeq, a predicted model, not a curated record
AUGUCUCAAGUCUAUAAUAAAACGCCAUUACUAAGACACUUAUUCCCUGGUAAGAAUUUACCACAAGUUUUUUUAAAAUAUGAAUGUUUUCAACCAAGUGGCAGUUUCAAAAGUAGAGGGAUUGGUAAUUUAAUUCAAUCAACUUCGCUUGAAAUUCAAAAAAAUUCAAAAAAAUCACCGGAGGUAUUUUCAAGUUCUGGUGGUAAUGCAGGUCUGGCCGCUGCAACUGCUUCAAAAAUGUUAUCAUUACCUUGUACUGUUGUAGUACCAACAGCUACAAAAUUAAGAAUGGUCGAAAAAAUUAAAGCCACUGGUGCUAAUGUCAUUGUUAAGGGUAACCAUUGGAAAGAAGCCGAUACUUAUUUAAAGACAAACGUUUUGAGUAAUAUAGAUAAAAAAUUGAUUGAACCAAUUUAUGUUCAUCCAUUUGAUAAUAAAAAAAUUUGGGAAGGUCAUGCUACUAUGAUUGAUGAAAUAGUAGAAACUUUUGGCCAACAACAUAUCCCAAUAGAAAAAGUAAAAGCGAUUGUAUGCAGUGUUGGUGGGGGUGGUCUAUAUAAUGGUAUUAUUCAAGGUUUAGAGAAACAUGAUUUAGCUACAAAAAUCCCAGUUGUAGGUGUAGAAACUUUAGGUUGUCAUGUCUUCAAUACAUCUUUAAAAAUGGGUAAAGUUAUCCAAUUUGAAAAAAUAAACACUAUUGCAACUUCUCUUGGUACAGCAAAUAUUUCUAAUCAAACUUUCGAAUACGCAAAGAAAUAUAACACGAAGUCUAUUGUUGUAGAUGACUUAAAAGUCGUCGAAACUUGUUUGAAGUUUACUAGAGACAGCAAUAUGGUCGCAGAACCAGCUUGUGGUGCUGCAUUACAUAUGGGUUAUAAUAUGGACAUACUAGAAAAAUCAUUAGGCAAAAAGUUAGCAACUGACGAUAUAGUAUUAAUCAUUGCAUGUGGUGGGUCCUCUAAUACCGUUCAAGAAUUAGAAGCUUCAUUAACUGAGUUAAAGAAUAAAUCAAAUGAAAAAGAAAAUUACUCGAUUUUCCAUUCAUUGAGGUUCCAACUUACACUCAACAAUUAA